AUGGUCCUCCUCGUAACAACUCCCACCAUCCUCUCGGCGCUCGAAACACUGUCGCCCUCGUCUCGUGACGAGCUGCAGCUGCCGCAUUCCCCCGCUGUAGGGUCGCCGAUUUCCCAUGCGCAGGUCAUAGCUCUGGCACGCUACUUUACCUCGAAAGUCCGUAAGGAGGGGGAAGACCAUUCGGAUCGACCGGCGGGAGAUGACAAUAAGAGAGGAGACGAGAACACCGUGGCAGACAAGAGGAAUGGGGAGCAUGACGGUGUCAGCAGCGACCAUUCUUCAGAAGCUGCAGCAGAUUCUGCUCCUCUCUACACUCUCGAUUCUCUUCUUCGGGGCACAAGAGUUUAUGUCCCUCCGCCGCCUCCCAAGCCAGAGCCCAGCCCAGAAUACCUCGCCCUGAAAGCACGUCUCCAGGCUGCUGCCGAGGAGGAAGCCUACAAACGUCUCCUAUCAUCGCCUUCAAACGCCCCUGGCCCAUCCCCUAUAUUCUCCUCUUCCGCUGGCCCCAGCUUGAACGAUGCCGAUGCGGAUGCCGAUAGCGACAACGACCCCCUCACCCCGUCCCUCGUGCUCAACAUCUUCCUGUCCGUCCUCCUCUGCGGCUUCAGCACCUUCUGGGCCCUGAGCAACUUCCAGACUCCGUCCUUUCUCAGCUUCGCCAGGGCCAAGCCGGUGACGGGAACGGCCGCGCAAGCGGUGGAACCCGCAUUUGUUCUCAUAUCAAUUUUUGCAGGCCUCCUUGUCGGCGUGGCCGAGGUGGUGGUGUAUGCGGCAUAUUUGCGGAAAGUGAGACAGGCGCGGAAGAAGGAGAAAGCUACCAUGGAGCGGAAGGUGGUUGUAGGAUCAGUUGGAGAUGAUGGCUCUGAAGAAAGGAAGAAAGCAGAGAAACGGACAGAGACAGAUGAUGGCGGCAGCGUCGGGGAGAAAGAGGAGAUAUGGGGCAGGGGCGUAAACGGGGGAGUGAGAAGGAGAGUGAGAGAGCGAUGGAGGGCGGAUAAUGACGACAAGCCUUGCACAUAA
Rasamsonia emersonii CBS 393.64 is the source of this 1020-nucleotide messenger RNA. RefSeq lists its product as uncharacterized. The transcript is spliced from 4 exons. The record is from RefSeq and is a predicted model, not a curated record. Gene Ontology annotation, cellular component: endomembrane system. Gene Ontology annotation, biological process: vacuolar proton-transporting V-type ATPase complex assembly. Bases 1 to 1020 code for a protein of 339 amino acids. Lineage: Eukaryota; Fungi; Ascomycota; Eurotiomycetes; Eurotiales; Trichocomaceae.